Gavialis gangeticus (Gharial) is the source of this 9729-nucleotide messenger RNA. It is a transcript of the gene NOS1, whose product is annotated as nitric oxide synthase 1. Bases 794 to 5119 code for a protein of 1441 amino acids. Gene Ontology annotation, molecular function: FMN binding; NADP binding; nitric-oxide synthase activity. Lineage: Eukaryota; Metazoa; Chordata; Crocodylia; Gavialidae. Gene Ontology annotation, biological process: nitric oxide biosynthetic process. The transcript has 30 exons. The record is from RefSeq and is a predicted model, not a curated record.
GUGCAAAGUAUUGUGUGCUUGCUUACAUCAGCAAUUGUGCCCAAAUUGGAUGGAUUUGAUGGGUGGAUUUGCUUUUGGGGCUCUCAGGGAAGCAUUUUCCAGUAAGCAGUCCACGGAGGAGAUGGGUUGUGAGAGGUGCUGCUACAGCACUCAUGGGACAGCAGAUGACUCCAAUCCCUCAAAACUUCCAUGGAAGUUGUCUGACUGAUACCUCAUCAGUUGGAACCAAGAGCAUUCAAACGGGAUUAGUAAUAAUACAGAUAAAGAAGCUCCAGGCCUAUUCCAAACCUAAAAACUAAGCUGUGGGGAUGUCUGUGAAGUGAACCAAGUCCAAAGCAUAAGGUCAAGAGAUGGUUGGAGGCUGCGACAUCGGCCCUCUAGUGUUUAUCCCCGAGCUUCUGUUCAGCUGAGAGAUGCUUAGUUCCCUGCCUCUUCCCUCCAGCCCAGCCUUCUGUUUGUGACAUGCUCUUGCUUUCCCAUUGAAGGCUACCUGGGCUUCUAGCUCCAUUAUAUUACAUAAGAGAGAGAGAGAAGAGUGAGGAACGGAUGAAUAAAUAUAUGAACUUAUGCUACAGGAGACAGAGUUGGAAAUGAUGCGUAAUGACUGAUGCUCCACAGAAGUUUACGAGGCAAAUUGUUCAAAAGGCAAAGAGUGCCCCCUCCCUGGCCCAGAACACAAGCAGAGAGAAACAGUGAUCUAUUCUCAACUGCUGAUCUCUGUGCUACAGUGGGCUAGUUACUUCUUGUUUGGUCUCAAGGUCUUGUGCCCUGGGCUAGAAGAUCCAAGGCUACAAUGGAAGAGAAUGUAUUCAGUGUGCAGCAGAUACAGCCCAACGUCAUUUCAGUGAGACUGUUCAAGCGCAAGGUUGGGGGCCUUGGAUUUCUGGUGAAGGAGCGUGUCAGCAAGCCGCCUGUGAUCAUCUCUGAUCUAAUCCGGGGAGGGGCAGCUGAGCAAAGUGGCCUCAUCCAGGCAGGGGACAUUAUCCUGGCUGUCAAUGGCAGGCCCCUGGUGGACAUGAACUAUGAGAGUGCCCUGGAGAUCCUGAGGAGCAUAGCCUCUGAGACCUAUGUGGUUCUCAUUUUGAGGGGCCCUGAGGGCUUCACCACUCACCUGGAGACCACCUUUACUGGUGAUGGAACACCAAAAACCAUUAGAGUAACUAGACCCCUGUGCCCAAGUGCAAAGGCAGUUGACUUGUCCACUCCAAGCAUACACAGCAAAGAGCAGCAGCAAGGAACAGACCACACCAUGGGCUCCAUUAGUUCAACCUGGGCCAGAGAGAGCAGACAAGAAACAGAGCCUGUGCACCUCAAUGGUGUGGUUGCCAGCACCAAAGGUGAGGACUCUUUGACUGGAAAGCAUGAUGCCAGUGCCAAUCCUUGCCUGAAUGGUGGGAUUGAAAACAAUAAACUGCUGAAAGAAAUAGAGCCAGUCCUGGACCUCCUGAAGAGCAGCAGUAAGGAACUCAAUGGAGAGGCGCCCUCCAAGACAGACACAAGAGAUGUAGAAAUCCAGGUGGACUGUUGCAGGGAAGCAGAUAACAAGUCCCAGAAGCCCUUAUCAUCUGGAAUGGAGAAUGACAGAGUUUUCAAUGACCUCUGGGGCAAGAACAACAUGCCUGUCGUCCUUAACAAUCCCUACUCGGAAAAGGAACAGCCACCGCCCUCUGGGAGACAGUCUCCAACAAAAAAUGUGGUGAAUGGAAGCCCUUCCAAGUGCCCAAGGUUUGUUAAAAUCAAGAACUGGGAGUCGGGUUCAGUGCUUCAUGAUACUUUGCAUCUAAAAACAGCAAUGGCCACUGCGUGUACAGAGCAGGUCUGCAUGGGCUCAAUAAUGACACCUUCCCAGCAUAUCCGGAAGCAGGAAGAUACCAGGACAAAAGAGGAGCUGCUUCUCUUGGCUAAGGAUUUCAUUGAUCAAUACUAUUCCUCCAUAAAGAGGUUUGGCUCCAAGGCUCACAUGGAAAGACUGGAGGAAGUGACCAAGGAGAUUGAAGCCACAGAAACCUAUCAGCUGCGGGACACAGAGCUGAUCUAUGGAGCAAAGCAUGCCUGGCGGAAUGCAUCACGCUGUGUGGGCAGGAUUCAGUGGUCCAAGCUGCAGGUGUUUGAUGCCCGAGACUGUACCACAGCCCAUGGGAUGUUCAAUUACAUGUGCAACCACAUCAAAUAUGCCACCAACAAAGGGAACCUCAGGUCUGCUAUCACUAUAUUCCCCCAAAGGACAGAUGGAAAGCAUGACUUCAGAAUCUGGAAUGCCCAGCUCAUCCGCUAUGCUGGUUACAAGCAGCCAGAUGGUACCAUUCUUGGAGACCCGGCUAAUGUGGAGCUGACAGAGAUCUGCAUCCAGCAAGGGUGGAAGGCACCCAGGGGUCGCUUUGAUGUGCUGCCACUCCUUCUCCAAGCCAAUGGCAAUGAUCCAGAACUCUUUGAGAUCCCCCCUGAGCUGGUGUUGGAAGUACCCAUCAGACAUCCUAAGUUUGAGUGGUUCAAGGACCUGGGACUGAAGUGGUACGGUUUGCCAGCAGUUUCUAACAUGCUACUAGAGAUUGGAGGCUUGGAGUUCUCUGCCUGCCCUUUCAGCGGCUGGUACAUGGGCACCGAGAUCGGGGUCAGAGAUUACUGUGAUAACUCUCGCUACAACAUGCUGGAGGAGGUAGCUAAAAAGAUGAACUUAGAUAUGAGGAAAACCUCCUCACUGUGGAAGGACCAAGCACUGGUGGAGAUCAACAUAGCUGUUCUGUACAGCUUUCAGAGCGACAAGGUGACUAUUGUGGAUCAUCACUCAGCCACAGAGUCUUUCAUCAAGCACAUGGAGAAUGAGUACCGCUGCCGUGGGGGCUGUCCUGCUGACUGGGUAUGGAUUGUCCCACCAAUGUCUGGCAGUGUCACUCCAGUCUUCCACCAGGAAAUGCUCAACUAUCGUCUCACACCCUCCUUUGAGUACCAGCCUGACCCUUGGAAUACUCAUAUCUGGAAAGGGGUCAAUGGGACCCCUACCAAGAAGAGAGCCAUUGGGUUUAAAAAACUAGCAAAAGCCGUGAAGUUCUCUGCCAAGCUGAUGGGCCAGGCAAUGGCCAAAAGGGUCAAAGCAACCAUCUUGUAUGCUACAGAAACAGGGAAAUCGCAGGUCUAUGCAAAAACCUUAUGUGAAAUCUUCAAGCAUGCUUUUGAUGCCAAGGUGAUGUCCAUGGAUGAGUAUGACAUAGUCCACCUGGAGCAUGAAACCCUUGUCCUGGUGGUCACCAGUACAUUCGGCAAUGGAGACCCACCCGAGAAUGGGGAGAAAUUUGGCUGUGCACUGAUGGAAAUGAGGAACCCCAACUCCAACCUGGAAGAGAGGAAGAGCUACAAGGUCCGUUUUAACAGUGUCUCAUCUUCCUCGGAUGUGCGGAAAUCUUCAAGUGAUGGGCCUGAUGCCAGGGACAACUUUGAGAGCACAGGGCCUCUGGCUAAUGUCAGAUUCUCUGUGUUUGGCCUGGGGUCGCGGGCCUACCCCCACUUCUGCGCCUUCGCUCGUGCUGUGGACACCCUUUUGGAGGAGCUAGGAGGGGAGCGGAUCCUCCGGAUGGGAGAGGGGGAUGAGCUUUGUGGCCAGGAGGAGUCUUUCAGGACCUGGGCCAAAAAGGUCUUCAAGGCAGCGUGUGAUGUGUUCUGUGUGGGAGACGACGUGAACAUUGAGAAGGCCAACAACUCCCUUAUCAGCAAUGACCGCAGCUGGAAGAGGAGCAAGUUCCGUCUGACCUACGUGGCUGAGGCCCCUGAGCUCACACAAGGUCUGUACAGUAUUCAUAAAAAGCGAGUCUAUGCAGCCCGGCUUCUAACUCGCCAGAAUCUGCAGAGUCCCAAAUCCAGUCGGUCAACAAUUUUCCUGAGACUUCACACCAACGGACACCAGGAAUUGCAGUACCUCCCUGGAGACCACCUGGGAGUAUUUCCAGGCAACCAUGAGGACUUGGUCAAUGUCCUGAUUGAAAGACUAGAGGAUGCACCCCCAACCAACCAACUGGUGAAAGUGGAGCUCUUGGAGGAGAGGAGCACAGCUCUAGGUGUCAUCAGUAACUGGACAGACGAGAACCGCAUCCCUCCAUGCACCAUCUUCCAUGCGUUUAAGUACUAUCUGGACAUUACCACACCUCCCACACCCCUGCUGCUGCAACAGUUUGCCUUACUGGCCACCAGUGACAGAGAGAAGAAAUGUCUGCAGGUCCUCAGCAAGGGUUUGCAGGAAUAUGAGGAAUGGAAGUGGUCCAAAAACCCCACUAUAGUAGAGGUGCUGGAGGAGUUCCCAUCCGUGCAGAUGCCCUCCACCUUGCUGCUCACCCAGCUCCCCCUGCUGCAGCCUCGCUAUUACUCGAUCAGCUCCUCCCCUGACAUGUACCCAGACGAGGUUCACCUCACUGUGGCUGUGGUCUCAUACCGCACUAGAGAUGGGGAAGGACCAAUACACCAUGGGGUCUGUUCCUCUUGGUUCAACCGGAUACAGCCUGAUGAGGUUGUGCCCUGUUUUGUAAGAGGAGCUCCAGGAUUCCAUUUGCCACAAAAUCCCCAAGUCCCCUGCAUCCUGAUUGGCCCCGGUACUGGAAUUGCCCCUUUCCGGAGUUUCUGGCAGCAGCGGCUCUUUGAAAUCCAACACAAAGAUCUGAAGCCUUGUCCUAUGAUUUUGGUUUUUGGGUGCCGACAGUCCAAAAUUGACCACAUUUACAGGGAGGAGACCCUCCUAGCCAAAAACAAAGGUGUCUUCAAAGAGCUGUACACAGCCUAUUCCCGUGAACCAGACAAACCAAAGAAAUACGUGCAAGACGUACUACAGGAGCAGCUGGCCCAGGCUGUGUACAAAGCACUGAAGGAGCAGGGAGGUCACAUCUACGUGUGUGGCGAUGUCACCAUGGCUGGAGACGUCCUCAAGACCAUCCAGUGUAUUAUGAGGCAGCAGGGCCAACUGUCAGUGGAGGAAGCUGGUGUUUUCAUUAGCAGGCUGCGGGAUGACAACCGAUAUCACGAGGAUAUUUUUGGAGUCACCCUGCGUACAUAUGAAGUGACUAACCGCCUUAGAUCUGAGUCGAUUGCGUUCAUUGAGGAGAGCAAAAAGGACACGGAUGAGGUUUUCUGCUCAUAACUGGAUCCCAUUGCCCCAGAUGGAAUGCCAAACCAGUCACAGCAGCAGCCACCCCCCUCCAGCUGGAGGGUGCUGGGUUUUGUAUUUUCACGGACACGGCAGCUCCUUUUCUGCGGGGACUGCCCAUGGAACGUGCUCUGUCUCUUGUCCUGUUGUUGUGUCCUGAUGAUGAUGAUGAUGAUUUUCCUUCUCUCUCUCUCUCUCUCUCUCUCUCUCUUGUCCUGUGGCAGUUUCUUUUAACUUGUUUCCCUCCCUGGAGUUCCCUGCUGAAGUGCGAUGGCUUUAUAAUCUGCAGUGGCUCUUACGAAACUAUGUUUCUUCUUCUUCUCACGUUCUGACAAGGGCGUUUUGCUGCUGCAUGAAAUCACCACCUUAGCAAUCAUCUGCAUUUUUUGGUGUUUCAGGAAGAGGGAAGGGCCAGGUGCCUGGGCCUGGGAGCUGGCAGUUCCUGAUUAAAGCAGCGAGGAGUGGAAAGAAGCUGUUUCCCCAAGACCCCUUCCCCCUGCACAACUAGGACCUUGGCUGAAUCACUGCAUCGUCCUUGCUUUCCAUUAGACCAUAUGGGCCUGGCCCUCUGCCGAAGCUGAGCACAGAGGACGCACAGUGCCUGCCAUGUCAAUGGACCUUGCUGUCCUCUCCAGAAAGCCUGGAAACACCAAAGCUUUGUUCUGUUUAAGGGGAGGGGUUUGUCUGCAUUUAAUAGAUACUGGAUUCACCUAAGACAGCUCUGUGAUAUAUUCUAAUUACACCAUCGCUUCCCCUCCCCUGGCUUCACUCCCCCUGCAGCUCUUCCCUUAGUCCUCCUCUGCCCCCAGUGAAGGGGCACCUUUACCUCCCUGCUGGAUGAAGGUCAUGGGGCAUGUGCAAGCAUAGCACACCGCGGCCUAUGGAGUUGUCUGCAGCUGGGCAGCGUGUGGGUGGCAUCAGAUUGGUUCCAGGGAAGCCCAGGCCCUGCCCAUUCUGCCAAGCUGCCUUCAGAACCUGCCAGGCAGGCGAUAGGGGCUGAAGGUUAAAUGUGGCCAGAAAGCAGGAGAGGGCGACAGGCUUGCUGAGAUCCCUGCAGGAAGGUUCUGAGCCAGAGAUUGUCUGUCAUGGAGCUGCGCUGAGCUGAGGUUCACACUGGACCCAGGAGCCCUCUUCAGCAGGGUGAGGGGAAAUGUAAAGCAAGAAGACUGAAAGGGGAAGCCCCAUAUGCCCAGCUCUAGGGGCAUCUGCCAACAGUAAAGGCUGAUGGGAAGCCAGCAGGUAGCUUGUUCCCCCAGGCUAUAUUGCAUGAAGUCUGCUAAAGCUAUAUAAUGCAUUCCUGACCCCAGCUGCCAGGUUCUUUGGGAGCCCCAUUUAAAUGAGCAAGAGAGGCUCUUGGGGCUUUAAAGGAGGGUAGUUCCAUCUCAUUGCGAUUGUGUGACCUGUCCUUUCCCAGCACCCUCCCUUCACCCUUCCAGGAGCUCUGAAGUGCUCAUGGCACAAGGCUGACUGCAGUGGAUGCCUCCACUUGGCCAAAAAAAAUAUUCUGCCUGCUAUAAUCCCAUUCCUGAACUGCAUGGGGCAUUUCUGCCAGGAGGUGUAGCAGGGGAUGUAGACCAAGCUCAGGGACUGAUGCAAUGAUCCUGAGCUCUGAAAUGCUGCCAACUCAGGCUCAGUGCAAAAAGCCAGCCGCCCAAGUAACCUAUGAAGGGAUGCAAAGGGGUCAUCAGCACCUUUUUGGCCAGGCAUCUCAAGCUGGUGCACAGUCCAUCUCUCUCCUUCCUCUUUUGGGAAUGAAAACAUCUCCUUGCCCCUCUCUUUCUCCAGCUGCCAGAUUCCUUGGGCAUGGGGAAUGCUCGGUAUCCGCUCCACCAUGCUCUACCCUACUACCCUGCAGGCAGCAGAGGGAGGCUGCUGUUUUCAGGUAGCUUUUGCUGUCCUUCCUUCCUGGGAACUCACAGUACUGGACCACUUCCCAGUGUCAGCAUGUGUUAUCACCAGAACAGGGAGCUGCAAGGAAGAGGGCUUUAACAGCUGUAACAAAUUGUUUUGGCUUCAGAGACCAGGAUCUGCCAUACACUCCCCCAAGCUGCACUUCUAACAAAGCAAGCCCCUCCAGAUUUGAAACUUCCCCUGCCCAAAUGCAGCUUGGUUGUUCUAGUUCAGGUCACAUUCAUUGACCUCUGAUUAUGCGGUGCCCACAGAAGUUUGAUUUUGCUGCCAGUCUUUCCUUUAUGCCUAGUCACUAGAGUGCACUGUCCUCUCCCAUAACAGGAUCUCUUCCUCAACUCUAGAUGUGUCCUAGAAACAAAGCUUGGGCCAAAAGCCUCCAAGGCUUUGGGAAAGUUUGCAUCCAGGUCUGAAUUUGAUUGUUCAGAUCCAUCUCUUAGCCGGACGUCUGUUGCUGGUGUGUGUGGCUGCUGCCACCUUGUGGUAAUUCACAAGCUCUCUGAACCGGACAGCUGGCCAAAUUUGUUGCCUCGUGGGAUGAACAAAGCCCCCCAUCCACACUAUAGCUGGUGUUUUGUAACCAUUUACAACUGAUUUACAACAGGGACUGCAUCUGUCUCUGUACACUGUCUUGGUGGGUUUCAGGAGUAUCUGGCAUCUAUCCCACAGUGCCUCUUCAGAGGCUACAUGCCAUAGGGGAUUUGCACACAGAGCAGUUGGUGGAGCAGUAAAUUCUGGGAUUUUUCAGUGCCCAGAGAGCAGGGAAGGAAGGGGAAAAGCCAGACUUCUUAAGAUUUGAGGGGAGCUGGGGAUCCUGUCUGCUGUAGCAUCAACACUAUGCCAAACCAGUUCCAUCAACUUCAGCCUCUGGCAGGGUUGAGGCAGUUAGUCAUAGUGGUUGCUCCCCAUAUGGUGUGCCCACAUAGAGCAUGGCUUAGAGCCAGCAGAAGUGCUACUAACUAGUUAUAAACUCAGUUCAAAGUUGUUGCCCAAGUAGGGCUGUAGGCUCCAGCUUACAGCCAGUACAGUGAGCUCUCUCAUCAGGAGCGUAGGGACCCCACUCCACUAUUCCCUCAACAUGAGGCACAUGUCCUGGCCCCAGAGAAGUAGAGGGAAGGAGAAGGAAUGAGGAGUGUGAAAGAGGAGGUGCUGCAUUUGGUAGAGACAGAUUUGCAAAUCUGGGAGAUGAAUGCCCAAGUCCCUCAUGCCCCUUUGAAGAUGAGUCUUAGAGAGGAAAAUGCUGUGUAAAGUCCAGCCAGUUCUUAUUGGAUGCAUCUCAGAGACAGGACAGGCACUGAGGGAAGAAACCAGCGGUGACCGGAAACUCCAGCCAUUGCAGAAGGAAGUAUAUUAAAGAGCUCCUUCCCUCCAUCCAUCUUGUUUUGCCAGGAUCAUUAGCUCAUAAUGUCCUGAGCUGACUUGUUUCUUAACUGAGCCAGUUCCUUUUGCUUUUGUAGACAACUAGCUUUCCUCACUUGCCAGAGGUUUUGUACCCCCCUGAGGUUCCACUUCCUCCUAUGGCAAAGGGGACAUUAACCUGCAGAACGCCUGUAUCAUUCCAUAGUUACAGACCUUUCAGGAACAAGCCACACUGUUCAGCUUAGUGUAAAGCAUGCACAUGUGCUAUGUGCAUAGCACCUAAGCGGUGGACAUAGCCAUGGGGUCAGGUAAAGAGCCGAACUCUAUGUAUAUUUUUGUUUUUGACUGUUCUGUCUGCAUUCAGGCCAUUACUUCCCCUCCUCCAUGGCUACUUCCCAUAUUCCAAACUUCUGAGCAGCUUCAAAUAUCUCCUGGGCUUGAUAGAUCCCUGGCGUGAUCUAGUAUGGUAACUCCAUGUACAACAUCUGUAAUGGGUGGUUUUGGUUUCAGAGACCAGGACCUGCCAUUGCUAUGAAUGUCAAAGCCUGCUGCGACCACCACCCAAACACAUCCCCAGCCCAUUUCUGAUUCCAAAGACUUAAAUAGCAAGGGAAUCCUUACUAGAGCUUAUCAAGAUUUAUUUUUCCAUUUUUUUUAAUUUCAAACUCAAUGCAUGAUGAGGAAAAACCCUGGGGAAUAUUACCCAGUGUUUUCCAGCAGGCUCUAUUCAUUAUCUUAAACUAAUGAGGCAUCAAUUCACCAGAACAAGCAUCUGAGUAUUCAGCCUCAGUUCAAUGAUCACAAAAGUUUGCCCCUCCCCCUCCCCCCACCCCAAUACAAGUUGUCUGGGAGUUUAUUAAGGGGAGAGGCAGUAUAUAUGCUAUUCUUUAUAUGGCUAUGCAGCAUCCCAAAUAGGGAGGGCAAACAACAAAAGCAGAUCUCUGUCCCAAAGAUUUAUGGUUGCAGCUGAGAGCAUGCAGAGGCAGAAGUUGAGGGAAGGAUGCAGCAGAAACAUUCUCUACUCAUAUCCUUUCUUUUAUUUUACUUCUAAAAUAUAUUCAAUAUUAAUAACACCCGUUCUCCAUUAUUCUACAACCUUAUUAUUGCACAUGAAACCCAAAGCCUAUGCCCAACAGUCCUUCCUGCAUUUCCCUGAAGAGAAUCCUGGCCUUUCCUUCCAACUCCAACCUGCCCAGGCCAAAAGGGGCAACAAGUACUUCAGCUAAGGUUGAUUUGUGUGACAACUUUGGAGCGUGAAGUGAUAGGAGGAUGCUACUCUCUGGAGUCUUAACUGUAGUUCCCUUCAGCUGUUCCCUGCUCAUGGAGAGUCAGGGGCA